Salvia miltiorrhiza (redroot sage) is the source of this 1571-nucleotide messenger RNA. Its product is annotated as probable polygalacturonase At3g15720. Gene Ontology annotation, molecular function: polygalacturonase activity. Bases 59 to 1273 code for a protein of 404 amino acids. The record is from RefSeq and is a predicted model, not a curated record. The transcript is spliced from 10 exons. NCBI's taxonomy places the organism in Eukaryota, Viridiplantae, Streptophyta, Magnoliopsida, Lamiales, Lamiaceae. Gene Ontology annotation, biological process: carbohydrate metabolic process.
AAUUAGGAGUAUUUUAUAGGAAGAAUUAAGCUGCUCACCUUGCAAAGUUCAUCAAAUUAUGGACACUUUUGCCUCUGUGUUGAUUUUGUGGUUGGCCUUUUGGGCGUCAAGCAUGGUUAUAAACGCCCGUCCAAAUCUACAAGAUGACAGUGUCAAAACCUACGACGUCGCCAAAUUUGGAGCUGUCGGUGAUGGAAUAACAGAUGAUACAAAAGCAUUUAAAUCGGCAUGGGAAGCAGCUUGCAAAGAAAAGAGAGAAAAAGCAAAGAUAGCAGUAGCCAGUGGAAAGACAUUUUUGGUGUCUCAAAUUGAAUUUAAGGGCCCAUGCAGUUCCACCUCAAUCAUAUUUGAGAUACUAGGAAAGAUUGUGGCACCACCAAGAUCAGCAUGGGAGAAGAAAGGCGCGGACGAAUGGCUCUAUUUUCACAGAGUCGACGGGCUUACCUUGGUAGGGGAAGGCCAAGGAGUGAUCGAUGGUCGUGGAGAGACAUGGUGGAAAAAUGGCGAUACAAAAUCGCGACCCACUGCCAUGAGGUUUUCUCACUGCAACAAACUCCAAGUUCGAGGAUUGAAACAUAGAAACAGCCAAAAGAACCAUGUUUCUAUAAACGGAUGCAACAGCACUACCAUUUCAGACCUAGUCAUAACCGCCCCUCAAAAGAGUCCUAAUACAGAUGGAAUUGACAUCAGCGGUUCAACAGAUCUUCGCAUCCUUGACUCUGUCAUGGAAACUGGGGAUGACUGUAUUGCCAUUAAUGGGGGUACUUCAAAUGUCAGCAUAUCCAACAUAAAUUGUGGUCCUGGACAUGGAAUAAGUAUUGGGAGUUUAGGGAAGAAGGGGAAGCAUGAUGAAGUAGAAGCAAUAAACAUACGCAAUUGCACUUUCAACAGAAGUGAUAACGGAGUGAGGAUCAAAACAUGGCAGGGAGGAUCUGGAUUUGCCAGGAACAUCAAGUUCUCGCAAAUAAUCUUCAUCGAGGCUAAUAACCCUGUUAUCAUCGACCAGUAUUACUGUCCACACAAGAAAUGCGCUACCAAAAAAUCUGCAGUGAAAGUGAGUGAUGUGGGAUAUUAUGGACUCCAUGGCACAACCAUCUCCAAGAAUGCUACUAUUAACUUCAGCUGCAGCAAGACAGUACCUUGUACAAACAUCAUCGUGGAAGAUGUGGACAUAGAAUCGGCAAAUCCAAAUCAUCCGGCAAAGUCCCACUGCACCAAUGCUUAUGGAACAGCUCAUGCAUUGAGGCCAAUAUUGGAUUGCCUACUGAAGUAAAAUUUGGAAUUCUGAUAUAAGACAUAUAGAUACUAGGCUGCAGAGGACUAACAGAACUGUGAAAGAAGUCGCCACAGGCUUCUGUCUAGUACAUUUAGUAUACCAUAAAUUUAAAUAUGAAUGAACUGAAAGUAGCUAGAGUCACAUAGCAACAGUUUCCAGAGUUUUUCAGUUAAUUUUUUUUAUUGAUGUAAAUCAUUCAUGAGAAGCUAUUCAUAAGUUCUUAAUUAUAGUUUUGAGAAGUUAUUAGCAGGCGCAUACAAGUUGUAACACCCUGAAUAUUGAUAAAUUUGUGGGA